GGGGAAGGGACAGCCAUAUCGCUGAAGUGAAACUUAAGCAUACAGUAGAAUUUGCAAGCAAGAAAAACGUUUUUUAGCUUUUACAUUAACAUAUAAACAGAAGAACAGAUUCAGCAACCACUGAAAAAAACAUGGCUUCAUGCAGCAGUCUCCUGUCUGAAGAUCAGUUCCAGUGUUCUAUCUGUCUGGAUGUGUUCACAGAACCUGUCACUAUUCCAUGCGGACACAAUUACUGUAAGGCCUGCAUCACAAGGCACUGGGAUAACAACGAUGUGUGUCAGUGUCCACUGUGUCAGAAGAACUUCGGCAGAAAACCUGACAUCUUUGUGAACACAAUGUUCAGAGAUGUUGUCGAGAAAUUUAGGAUGAAUGUCCGAGUUAAAUACGAGUCACAUUCCAAACCUGGGGAUGUGUCCUGUGACGUCUGCACUGGGAGGAAACUCAAGGCCAAGAAGUCCUGUCCUGUCUGUCAGACCUCUUACUGUGAGACUCAUCUGGAGCCUCAUCAGAGAGUUGCAGCCUUGAAGAAACACAAGCUGAUCGACCCUGUGGAGAACCUGGAGGACAGGAUGUGUCAGAAGCAUGAGAGACCCCUGGAACUGUUCUGCAGGACUGACCAGACGUGUGUGUGUCUCAUGUGCGUCACCACAGACCACCAGACGCAUGAUACUGUUUCUCUAGAGGAGGAAUAUAGCGAAAGGAAAGCAACGAUGCACGAGAUACUGGCCGAAAUGAAUAAGAUGAUACAGAUACGCUCUAGGGAGGUUGAGAAGAUCAAACGCUCAGUAGAGACCAGCAAGAGAGAUGCACUUGAAGAGAUAUCAGACAGCAUUGAGGUCUUCACUGCUCUGGUCCGGGCCAUUGAGAAAAGCCAGGCUGAGCUCAUUGAGAUGAUUGAGGAGAAGCAGAAAGCAGCAGAGAAACAGGCAGAUGAGUCCAUCAAAGAUCUGGAGCAGGAGAUCACUGAGCUGAAGAGGAGAAGCACCGAGCUGGACAAAUUCUCACACAGUGACGACCACCUCCACCUGCUCCAGAGCAUCCCAUCCCUGAGCACCCCACAAAUGAAAGAUUAUCCUGAGGUCAGUGUUGAUGGGGAUCUGUACAAGGGGGCAUUGGGAAGAACCAUCUCUCAGCUAAAAGACGCACUCAAUAAAGAGAUGGAGAAUAUGCCUAUAGUCAAGCUGAAGAGGAUUCAGCAGUAUGCAGUGGAUGUGACUCUGGACCCUGAUACAGCACAUCCCAAACUCCGCCUGUCUGAGGAUGGGAAACAAGUGACACAUGCAGACCUCUGGAACAAUCUUCCUGACAGCCCAGAGAGAUUUAACCGGACUCUCGGGGUCCUGGGGAUGCAGGACCUCUCAGCCGGGAGGUCCUACUAUGAGGUUGAGGUUAAAGGGAAGAUUAUUUGGGAUUUAGGAGUGGCCAGCAAGUCCAUCAACAGAAAGUGGACAGUCAGACUUGUGGAUAGACCUGAGGAUGGAUACUGGACUCUGUCUUUGAGGAAUGGCAAUGAGUACACAGUUAAUGCUGCCCCUGGUGUCCUCCUCUCCCUGAGACAGAAGCCCCAGAAGGUGGGGGUGUUUGUGGACUAUGAAAGAGGUCUGGUCUCCUUUUAUGACGUGGAGGCCAGGUCUCAUAUCUACUCUUACACUGGCUGCACCUUCAAAGGGAAGUUGUAUCCAUAUUUCAGCCCUAGCUCCAAUCAUGGUGGCAAAAAUGCAGCUCCUCUGAUCAUAUCCCUGUAAAGACUUGUGAAACUGACCUGUUGAAUGAACCUACGAAUUGUCAUUUAAUUGUUGGGAUGCAGUAUUCUAUCAAUUCACUGAUAAUUAUCUGGGAUUACUGACCAUUGUAUUUUGAUGAAUAUAUGUAAUGUUAUGACAGGAUGGUGGUUGUAAUGUAUAACAUUGUUUGAAGUACAUGUAGAUAUACUGUACUUGUGGAGAACAACAGAAUAUGGAUUUCUGCACUCAAGGAUCAAUGAUGGGGUAUUGGUUUUUCUAACCAUAGUGGAUGUCACCCAGAAAUCCCUUUCCAGUUGAAAAUGACUGCCCCCAUGGGGGUCGUUCAGAUCCCCUUCUGAACCCUAACACCAUGUUUGUGUUGUCGCAGUGAGCUUGCAUUUGUCUCCUGAUGUAUUGAGUGGUCACAUUCUGUUGGGAUUUUGGGAACAUAAAAAUCUGUCAAAUGUUUGAACACACA
Osmerus eperlanus (European smelt) is the source of this 2202-nucleotide messenger RNA. Its product is annotated as E3 ubiquitin-protein ligase TRIM39-like. Bases 132 to 1745 code for a protein of 537 amino acids. The transcript is spliced from 2 exons. The record is from RefSeq and is a predicted model, not a curated record. Gene Ontology annotation, molecular function: protein binding; zinc ion binding. Lineage: Eukaryota; Metazoa; Chordata; Actinopteri; Osmeriformes; Osmeridae.